Molecule: messenger RNA, 1138 nt
Organism: Rhagoletis zephyria (snowberry fruit fly)
Lineage: Eukaryota; Metazoa; Arthropoda; Insecta; Diptera; Tephritidae
Source: RefSeq, a predicted model, not a curated record
AUGUCUGCAAAAUUAUUACUUUCCUUAUUGUUCGUAUGCUGCGUCAGCACUAGCUUGGCCAAUGCCCUUUCGGACUUGCAGCCGCUGUUGGACCAACAAUUAAUGGUUAUGCGGCAAAUGGUGAACACAAUGAAUGGUGAGGGGCCCAGCGCGAGAGCAACACUCGUGGAUAUCAAUACUUGUUUCGAUUGGUAUAAGAGCGACCAGGCUGGCAUUACCGAAACAUACGAUACGGAAUAUACAAGAUGUGUGAAUGCAACCACUGAUGCAAAGCGACUGUUGUCGGAGCAAAGUGCACAGGAGCGUAGCGAGCUAAUUGCUAGCGGUCAAGAAGUUUGUGGGGCGCUUAGCGGAUGUGAGUCGCUCGAUGAUGGUUUGGAGUUCUUUAGCUGUUACAAUAAUGCGUCGAGUGUUGAAGCUAGAGAAUUGCUUACAAUUGCUUCGAGUUCGGAAAGAGUUCUCAACAAUUUGACCAUUCUGUAUCAACGCAUCUACGAUGAUGAACGAGUUUGUAAAGCUGAUGCAAGAAAUGUCUACAUUGACAGCCUUUCGACUAGUGCAACGAAUUUGAACAAUUGUUUGCAAGGCACAUGGGUACCACCACAAACAACAAUACCAACUCAGGCAACUCCUGCAACGCAAGCACCAAUUACAACACAGGCACCAAUUACAACACAAGCACCAACUACAACGGAAGCACCAAUUACAACACAAGCACCAAAUACAGCUGAACCUGAGGAUGGACGCCAGGAUCGCUUACCCGAAGAAGAUGUUUACCGUUAUAUGCCAAUGUCGCGUAUGAAUAAAUGGAAUAUUCUAAGGCGUCUGUAGAUGAUGGCGUACUUAAAUGCACGCUCUUGAAAAUGCCAAGUGAGAGCUCAAUUUAAGGCGGUUGUGUCUUGAAAUAAAAAACGAAUUUUUAAUUUAUAUUCGUUUAUAAAUUAAUAAAUGCAUACAUACUUAUGUGUAUCUUUAUAUAUUGAUAUUCAGCAUCGGUGAAUGUAUGCUAUGUUGAAAAAAUCUAACUAAAACCGAAUUUUAAACUAUACUUUAAUCACUUUCAAAGUUAUCAAAAGAAGUCAAAAAUGCCGGAUUAAAACGUUUGCAUGCCACUUAGUUAAUAGUUACUUAUGUAGAU